UUAAUCAUUUCGGAUUUGUUUUCACUGUCAGGACUUUAAACAAAGCUUGUUUGACUGUAGAUUGACAAGUUUAAAUGAAGGGAAGAAAGUUUUUGCUCCCCUCAAAGAGGGCGCUGAAAGCGAGGGGAGAUGCUUUCGGAGUAGCAAGAGUAGAAACUCCUGGUCGAGAGUUAACCGUCGGAUAUCCCGGAGUCGCGUAGAAUAGAUAUUAUUCUGGAAGGCAGUGGGAGAAGUAGGAAAAGCAACAGUUUCUAAGCAAACAAGAGAUAAGAAUAAUCGUUUGCUUUAAUGAGACUAUCGUUUGGUUUAAUUACUUUUAUCGCUUGUUUUAAUUAGAGUUUUUCAUCUGCUUUUUUGAGAGAAAAAUUAAAUUAUUUUUUCGUAGAAAAAUAUUAAUCAGUUUUAAAUGUAAAAGAAUGCAUGCGCUAAUUAUGCUGCGUAGCGUUUUCAAACUUAUAUGCAUGCAUUCAUUUUAUCAGUUCGGCUUUAAAAAAUUAAAUUAAGCGAUGUAAUGAUUUCAAAAUUUUCAAUAGUUUAAAUUUAGUAAAAAAAACGGAGAUUUUUUUAAACUUUUUUCCUAUUUGAAAAAAGAACAAUAAUAAUUUGAAGGAUGGAACAAGAUUAUUAUUAUAUAAACCCCAACUCUACUUAUGACUCAAACUUCAGCAACUGCGACAACACGACAAUAGAAGAAUGUCUUUUAGGUCCCCAGCGUGACCCUUUGACUACAGUCAUACCAAUGACUUUAGUUUAUGGUGUUAUUUUAACAACAGGUGUUAUCGGAAACCUAUGCACUUGCACUGUCAUUGCAAAAAAUAGAUAUAUGCACACUGCAACAAACUAUUAUCUAUUCAGCUUGGCGGUAUCUGAUUUACUUCUUCUUGUUCUGGGACUUCCACAAGAGAUAUACCAACUUUGGUACAAGUAUCCCUACAUAUUCGGACAAUUAUUCUGCUUCAUUCGUGGCUGGACAUCGGAAAUGUGUACCAAUGCAUCAAUCUUGACCAUUACAGCGUUUACAGUUGAAAGAUACGUUGCGAUUUGCCAUCCAUUCCGUGCGCAAACUAUGUCCCACCUGCCUAGAGCAGUGAAGACAAUAAUACUUAUUUGGAUUGCUGCAGCUGUCUUGGCAUUGCCAACUGCCCUCCAAUUUGGGAUCAAGUAUGAAAUAGUUGGUGAGCAGAUUCUUUGGGGCACUGCCCUUUGCAGCGUCAUCAGUCCUUUUCCUCAUAUUUUCGAGGUAUCUACAUUUGUGUUCUUUGUAUUGCCCAUGGCGUUGAUCUCUGUACUGUAUAUAUUUAUUGGGAUUCGCUUGCGACAAGUAAGCAUUGGAAACCACAGCGACAGCAUAAACGACUGCAAUAUGUUGUCGAAGCAGAAAAUUAACUCCCGGAAAUCAGUAGUGAAAAUGCUCGGUGCUGUAGUGACAUCCUUUUUCAUCUGUUGGUCACCAUUCCAUGCUCAGCGACUUCUUGCCAUCUACUCCUCCACUGAACCUACACCCACCCUUGAGCUCACCUACACAAUACUGACUUACAUAUCUGGCGUCACUUACUAUUUGAGCGCAACGGUAAAUCCUAUCCUUUACCAACUUAUGUCAGGCAAGUUCAGACAGGCUUUGAAAGACACAUUUUAUGCUUACUGUAAAUGCUGUGGACCAAAAAAUAACAGUGGGAGAGGAGCAGAAAUGUCUUUUCAUUGCGACAACUCAAGGUACAGAAUCAGCUAUCAGCAACAAAACAAAGAAACAGUCUCUAAUUCUGUCAACUGGAUGAAUGAUUCAAUGAACAAUCACAAAAUACCUACAUAAAUCUUAAAACAUGGCAUCAAACUACUGUAUGGUUUUUAAUCAAUGCUGAUUAUAAAACACAAUCUCCAACAGAAAUUCGUUAUCAAACUUGUAACUACAUGUGGAUUCAUCCAAUGAAAGUACAACGUGUACAGAAAGUACAACGUGUAAAAUAUUAUGAUUUAUGGGUCAAUGAUCUACAAAUGUCACAAACGUUUCUUAGCGUAAUCAGCAUAAUAAAAACACGAUGCAUCUCCUGGGAAUAUUGAUAUCUCAUGACAUACAUGAUAUCUCUCAAAUAUGUACAUUAUUUUCGUUAAAUCAAAAUUUUCGUUGCCUUGUUAUGAAACGGAAAUUUUUCAGCCCCCAUCAUAAUAUGAUUUCCGACAUUAAUAUGAUUUUGACAACACUGCUCAUGCAAUUAUCGUAUUUGAUAUUUAUAGUUGUCGAUAAUUAUCGCUGUAUUGUCAUAGUGAUAAGUGUUAUCCAUAAUACUUUUGUCGUUUUCUCGCUAUUCGAUAAGGAUCGUGUAAUAAUUUGUUAUCAUCAAUAACUAUCACAUAUUCACCGUUCGUCGUAAAACAGAAUUUUCUUUUACGAUAUAUAUGGUGUAAAAGCUUUAAAAAAAAUAUCGCUAUCGUGGUUUAUAGAUGACGUCGAUAAUUCAUGAUGCAUCCCUCAGUUAUAGUGAUGAAGUUGGUCUUGAAAUUCUUUUCACUUUUUAAUUGUGGUAUAUGCUGUUCAGUAUGCCAAAUCUAUAUAUACUCUGUAAAUUUAUGCAAGAACCACAUUUUCUCACAAUGUGAAAGGGGAGUGUGUUUGUUAAUGUAAUCUAAAUUGUAAAAGCGUGAUAUAUUGAUCCCUCCAACGUAAACUUAUUAAUUUCGGGGAGUUUUAAUUUUGUAAAAUUAGUGGAAAAUUCGUAAAUCCUCUAAGAGUAAUUAAGUUAAGAGAACAUCUAAAAAAUGAGCAAACUUCUUAAAAUCUCGCAGCAAUUUCUUAACACUUAAACUAACAUCAAAUUAUUAUUCGAUAUAUAUAUAUAUGCAUUCGAUAUAAAUGAAAUAGAGGUUUUUGAAGGAAAAUUUGAAUUAUAAACGAAGGAAUAUUGCAAAAAAAGAAAUAUUUUUGCAAGAGCAAAAGCUAAGAUCUUUAUCCAAGCUAGGUUUUUUUUAGAUUUUUCAGUUUCGAUUAUAAUGCGUUCGUGUAAAAUUAAUUUAUAAUAUUUUCAGAUGAUAAAAGCAGCAUCUUGCUGCCCUAUGUCUAUGUCGUAGCUAUUAAGACCAAACUGAAAAUCACUGGUAUCUAUUUAUUUAAAAGAAUUCCAAGGAUUUAUAUAUUGUGGUUAUUUCAAAGUGUAAAAAGGAGCUUUUCUAUUGAUAACUUCUUGUACAUUUAGCAUCCGUGAAACCAAACAGGGUAUUUUUACUGUAAAUAGCAAGUUUCUCCGAUUAAAAUAUCAUCGUUCAAAAAGGAUUAUAAGAACAAAAAUAUAAGGAAGUUAUACUAAUUGUGGUGUAGUAGCCAAAGGAAACCUCAAUUGUUACAAGGACUGAAGAAUAAAGCAAUAGUUUUGCUUUUAUACAAAUAAAAAUGACCAAGAUUCUUUUUUAAUAUUUAAUUUGGUGAAAUCUUCUUGGAUUAUAUUGCGUCAACACAUCUUUAAUAUUUGCUGUUCAAAGGUAAGCAAAUUCUAAAAAAGAUUAGUAUUAUUCACUUUCGAAAAACAUUAAGCAUAAGAAAUAAAAUCCAUAUGUUCUUUUUCUUGUAUGCAAAUUUAAUUUAUAAAUAUAAAACACCUUGUGAAGUACACAUUUAGUAACACACAUUUAGUAACAGCAGUUCUCAUAGAUGUUUUGUGAAAGAAUGUUUUAUGUAAAGUUGGUUGUUACUCGAUUGUCUGUUAUAUGUAUAGAAAAAUGAAUUUGUAGUCAUGCCCUCACACUGUCCCUCGUGAGAAAAGUUUAGUGGUUUCAUUUUAAUUUUUACUUAUCUUUAGCAUUUAAAUUAAUAUUUGUUUGACUCAUUAGUGGAUUUUAUCUAAAAGUAAGGAAUUUGUAAACGAAAACUAAUUGAUAGAUCGUUCAUGACUGAAAAAUAUCCUCAAUCCUUGUACUAUUUUGUCUAUCUCGAAAAGAACGCAAUUUCCUUAAAUAAACUAGAUAAACUGAAACAUAUUUAUUGCGAAAACAAUGCUCAAUAAAUAGUUUCUUUUAACACUGAUCAUCAUUAAGCCAUUUUUAAUUCCAUGAAAUGUCUGAAACUUGUCUGAAAAUGUUUAUGGAUACAAUUUUUGUUUUAAAAAAAGGACAUCGUUGUCAGGGACAGUCCAUUAUUUAUAUAAUAAUGUAAUUUAAUUAUAAUGAAUUGUCUCAAUCCACUGUUCUUGCAACAAUCUAAUAUAUAAAUGUAUGUGUAAGCACCACAUUUCUUAAAAUACUUAAAUUAUGUGUACAAAUGUUAAUAAAUGUUAUGUAUGUGAAUUUGUGAUGAAGUGUUUGGAAAUAAAUGU
Molecule: messenger RNA, 4301 nt
Organism: Parasteatoda tepidariorum (common house spider)
Lineage: Eukaryota; Metazoa; Arthropoda; Arachnida; Araneae; Theridiidae
Product: pyrokinin-1 receptor
Biological process (GO): neuropeptide signaling pathway
Cellular component (GO): plasma membrane
Molecular function (GO): neuromedin U receptor activity
Source: RefSeq, a predicted model, not a curated record